Magnusiomyces paraingens is the source of this 1494-nucleotide messenger RNA. RefSeq lists its product as uncharacterized. The transcript has a single exon. NCBI's taxonomy places the organism in Eukaryota, Fungi, Ascomycota, Dipodascomycetes, Dipodascales, Dipodascaceae. The record is from RefSeq and is a predicted model, not a curated record. Gene Ontology annotation, cellular component: chromosome; cytoplasm. Gene Ontology annotation, biological process: double-strand break repair via homologous recombination. Gene Ontology annotation, molecular function: four-way junction helicase activity; 3'-5' DNA helicase activity; nucleic acid binding. The coding region runs from base 1 to 1494 and encodes 497 amino acids.
AUGCAACCUGUGGAUGGAUCGUAUCUCCAUUCGGUCCUCAAGUCUGUUUUUGGCAAGUCUGCAUUUCGCUCUUGUCAAGAAGACAUAAUUCGUGCUGCUCUUGAAGGCUAUGAUCUUCUUGUACUUUUGCCUACAGGCCAUGGAAAGUCUUUGACAUAUCAACUUCCAGCGGUUGCAACCAAGUCUCCGUUUGGAGUCACGAUUGUCGUGUCGCCGCUUAUUGCCCUCAUGAAGAGUCAGUUAGACGGUCUUUUGGGAAAUGAAAAGAUCCAUGCAGCCGCUCUACAUGGCCAACUCUCAACAGCCGACCGUCAGCGUGUGCUCAUGGACUUGACAAGUAGUGCACCGCAGACGCGUCUGCUUUACGUGUCUCCGGAACUCUGUGCCACCCCGGCCUUUCGCAAAAUGUUGACUAAAAUGGCGGUGCGCGGAGCAGUGGCUCGGUUUGUGAUUGACGAGGCUCAUUGCUGUGUCGAAUGGGGGCUCGAUUUUAGGCCAUCGUACAAGGAGUUGAGAUAUAUGCGCGAAGAGUUCCCGUCAGUACCUAUCACAGCACUCACAGCCACGGCAUCAGAAACGGUGCAGCGAGGGAUUGUUGAGAUGCUAGGGCUCGACACACCUCGGCUCAAAAAGUUUACAACGUCGGUCAACCGACCCAACCUGCACUAUGAAGUCAAGUACUUUACAACGCAUAAUUACGAGCGUGAUAUUAUUCCAAAUCUCGUCAAGUUUUUGACAGAGUACAAGGCACGUCGUGAAAGUGUUGAGGCCAGUUUACAGAAUCAAGAAGGUAGUACAGAUGCCGCAGCUCUUGCGUGGCUCCGAAGGCGAAAAUCUUCAGGUGCUGGAAUCAUAUACUGCCGCAAAAAGUCGACUGUAGAGUUGGUUGCCCAAGCUUUGCAAUCUGCUGGGUUUGGUGCCAAUGCGUACCAUGCCGGACUUUCUCAAGAACACCGCGACAAUGUACUUUCCGAGUGGCUAGCAAAUACACCUGGGUUUGAGGUUGUAGUUGCGACAGUUGCAUUUGGCAUGGGCAUUGACAAGGAAGAUGUCCGUUUUGUAAUUCAUGCUGACUUGCCUGGGUCUGUUGAAAGUUACUACCAAGCAUCGGGACGUGCUGGGAGAGACGGCAAGGGCGCACGGUGUAUUCUGUAUUAUUCACGCGAAGAUCGAGACCGAGUGUUAGCUUUAAACCGUGGCAAGGGUGUCGGCGGAGGAGACGAAGAGGAGGUGGUACGCAAAAGAUAUUCAAACACGCAGGAAGAGCCGAGCUCUAUUGCUGUUGGAUUGAGAUGGCUUGUACAAUACUGCGAAAAUACAAACUCGUGUAGGCAUUUGUACUUGUGCGGGUACUUUGAGAAGGAAGUUCCGCAGACACCGAGUGCCGAAUGGUGUCAUUAUGCAUGCGACUAUUGUAAAGAUGCGCGGGCCGUUUCAAACCGGAGCAAGGUUCUUGCUGAAGAGAGUAUGGAUUAUUACCAAUUUUACUAUUAA